Vespa crabro (European hornet) is the source of this 2275-nucleotide messenger RNA. RefSeq lists its product as uncharacterized. The transcript has 2 exons. Lineage: Eukaryota; Metazoa; Arthropoda; Insecta; Hymenoptera; Vespidae. The coding region runs from base 273 to 872 and encodes 199 amino acids. The record is from RefSeq and is a predicted model, not a curated record.
UUAAUUAUUAUGUUAAAUCGAUCUUAUAUUUUAGAUACUCGAUGCAGAAGAUUGCAAGUCUAUUAAAGAUCGCGAAAGAGUAUUAAAAAAGAAAUUGGGUUCGUCUCUCUCCUCAAAUGAAUUUUGUUACCUAAAUACAUUAAUGAAAGUUUCUUUUCCUCUUUCGGAUGAGUAUUGUGCAGCUAAUAAUUCGCAACGUCAUAUAAAAAUGACAGAAAUUUUCAGUAUUAUUUUAAAUCAAGUGUGUGAUAGUUAUAAUUAAAUAAAUUUUAAUGAAAUUUUUCAUAUUAAACUUUUGUACGCUACAGAGUGAUAAAAUGUGUAUAUUUUUGGAUGAUUUUCAUUAUACUGAUUCGAUGUCCUGGCAUUUUGUGUCAUUAGCCUUGGGCAAUAUUAACGUAGUAACAGUAAUAACUACUCUAAAUCCACCUUUUGAUAUCGAAAACUUCGACGUAGAGGAAAAUUUUUUUGAAGAUAGAAGAUUAAUAAAAAUUACUUUAGACGGACUAGAUAACCAAUUGUUAACUGGGUUUGCCUGUCAAUUUCUUAAUGUUGUCGCAAUACCUAAAUGUUUGGACGCGAUUAUAAAAAAAUAUAGUCAAAACGAUAUAGGCUGGUGUGAAACAUAUUUGAGUUUGACUUUGCAAAGUAAUGGACUUGAUUUUUUAACUAUGACUAGCACUGAAUUAAAACAAUAUAAUCUUAUUUUCCCGGAAUCUUAUAUGAUAAGAAAAGUGCCGUCUGAUUUGUUCCCGGAAGACGUGAUACCUUAUUCUAAAACAAAUCUCUUUCCUAUUUGUAUAACUAAUGAAAAAUAUAUUGGUUUUGCUGAUGCCACUUUGAAUUAUAGUGGUAACUAUUAUAAUAUCUGAAUGUUAAUGAAUUUGAUGCGUAUUAAAAAGAAACAUGUGUGUAAUAUGAUUAUAUCAUUUUAGGUUUGAAAAUGAUGAUUUAUGAAAGGAUGAAUUUGUAUCAGAAAGAAUUUAUCAAAUGUGCUGCGGCAAUCGGUCAACUUUUUGUACGGACGAUGGUUCAAACUCUUAUAAUAAAUUCAACGGCAAAGCAUAUAGCUGAAAGCAAGUAAAUUAUGUUGUUCGAUGAUUAUAUUAUUUUGUAAAAUUAUUUAUUUUUUAUUUUGCAGUCGUGUCCGAACUAAUUCGAAUACGAGUAGUGGAAUGUGCUUCUAUACAAAGACAUCUAUUUCAUAACGAUAAUUAUUUCUAUAGUUUACUUAUAAAACGAAAAACAUUCUCUAAUAUGCAUCAUUUGGUACAAUGUAAUUGCCCGGUCUCUCGUGAGUUAUCCACUAUUAAACGUUUCACCUAAAUCGUGAAAAAUCAAAUCUGUUUUGAUUUUUAAAGACAACUUUGGGAUAUCAGAAUUACCUACUUAUUCUAAUUGCAAGAUAUUGGAAUUUAAGAUUCUCUCGUUUCAUAAAAUGUUGUACAAUAUGUUGCAAAGGAGUACAAAAAAUUACUAUUGGUACAAAGCUUGUAAGAUAUACAGACGAGAAACUCAUAAAUGUGAAGGAUGUGGUGGCGGUUCCUUUUCAAAAACAUUCUUUAGAAAUUUAUCGGAAGAGGUGAAGGAUGUUAUGUUAUCCCUCUUAUAUUUUAUUUUAUUAGUACUUUUUUCAUGCAAUUUCUUUAUUCUUAAGAAUUUCUUUCAUGAUUCAUUUCAUUUUCUACUGUAAAUCUCCUUCCUCUAUUUUUUGCCAAGUUCGUCGUAUCAUUAUUGCAGAUCAUAACUACCGACGUAUUUAGAGAACCAAAACGAAAUAUUCUUAAAACUGAUAUUCAACAAUUUUUGGAGUCUAUUUCUAAAAUAUCUGUAUUGUCAUUCUCUGAGUAUGGUGAAGAAGAGGAACAAAUAGAAGGUCACAUUUCGCUUUGUACAUAUUCAUUUUUGUCAUAUAUCUUUCAUCGAAAUUAUAUCUCAUAUUAUAAAUUUUUCAUCAGACGUUAUAAAUGUAUCAAAUCAUAUCCUAUAUGAUAAAAUCAGAUUAAAAUUUUUAAGACGAUCGUUUGUUACACCUGAAAGAAUAACCGAUCCUUCUCAUAUUUUUUUAAAAGAAUUCAAUUCUAUCGACUAUAGAAGUUGUUAUUGUUACGACAAAAUUAACUGUAUAUAUUGGCAAUUGAGUCAAUAUGUCGAACAAAUAGGUAAUUUUUUAUUCAUUUGAUCCUAGUAUAUUAAGAAUAUACUUCAUUUUUUUAUCAUAUUUUAUAUUAUUAUUAUUUUUUAUAUUAUUUUAUACUAGCAAGAAUAUAAUUUU